GAAGGGUGCCAUUGUUCUUUUGCUCGCUCAUCAUCUGCGCGAAGUCGUAGUCUGAAGUUGACACGAUGGCGCCAAAGAGACCGAACACAGCGGAGGAGACGGCGACAGCGCGCAAGAAGGCGAAGACUACGGCAGCGCGGACGAUCCGCAUCCAGGAGCCGUCAGCGCAGGCUGGUCCUUCGAGCGUAACUUUGGAUAGCAUGAAGAAGCUACCAGGUGCUAUUCAAGUAGAGAAAUUUGCUGAAGCGCGAGCUUUUGAGAUCGACGCGAUGCACAAUGCAAUGCAGAACUCAAGUGAACACUCCGCCCAACGCGCAUGGCAGGCUCUUCCCCGUCAUCUCCGCCGACGCGCCGCCAGCCAUGAUCCACGACGCGUCCCUACGCGUUUGCGCGAACGUGCUAAGGCUGAAAUCGACGGACCCAUCCGCAAGCGCCGCCAUAAGGUAAAGAAAGGGACCACCACAGCGAAGGAGUUCGCUAAGCGCCAGCGCGAUAAAUCAUGGCUCGAGACGCAUGUCUGGCAUGCGAAGCGUAUGAUCAUGAUGAAUAUGUGGGGAUAUAGACUUGCCGUCAAACCAACUGAGAAGUCUUUCCGUCCUUCCCAUCGUGCUGCCAUGCACGGCUCCAUCUUGCACGACGCCUCGUACGAGGGACCGAUCGAGGUUUCUGGUCCGUUAGAAAUCUUAAAGCUCGCUCUCGAGCAAUGCUGCGACUGCCAGGGUCCAAGCCCAGCCGCGCCUCGCUUCGCUGAUGGCUCUCGCGCUUUCAACACUUACAUCUACGAGUUCCAGACCUAUCCUCUUGCUCUCGUCUCUCCCGCGUCCAUCAUCUGGCAGCCUCGAAAUUCUAUCCCACAAAAGCCUGCCAAUAAAAUCCGAGGAAAAGGGAAGGGGAAAGCCACCACCACUUCCGGUGCAACCUGCACGCCAGCCAGCCCUGCCGCCGAAACGCGUACUCUUUGGCUUCGCUGCCACGCCGAUGCCUUUCAGUGGGUAUUCCAAAUCCUGCAGCGUUCUAUCACGUUCGCUUUGGACACAUUCAACAAAGCACACCCGGACGAGCCUUCGCAAGAUGUGGAGAUCGCUGACUUACGAGGGGAGGUCAACAUCUUCGAGAUCAUGGGUCCGCAGGCAAACCAGGUAUUGAGGGGUGCGCUCAGGGCGGUACCCAGAGGGGAGGGAGAAUUCGACCAGUUCUGGGCGUCGUUGAAGGAUUUGCAGACGUCGGGAGCGGUGCCAAGGGGCAUGAUUGUGGGGUUCACGGUCGAUGAUCCCAGGCUGAGAUUCCCACCCAAGCGAGCCAAACCUGAUGACGAGGCAGCGCAGUCGCAGUCACCCACAUUCCCCUCGCCGGCGCUUGCUGCAAGUACAAUCUGGGACCCGGACGUCCGCAAGAAACUAUCGGUACCCAGGUAUACCCAAAAGCAGCUGGACGAGCGGCGUGCGAAGAACCUCGUCCCCGGCACACCCCUCAACACCCUCCGCCUCGACAACCGCGUUCCCGUCCUUCUCAUCCAGCGCUCCGUGGAACCCUUGUCAUCGUCCACCUCCGGCACCUCUUCCCUUGCCUCUUCCGCUGCCACCUCCCGCACCUCAUCCUUCAACCGCACCAACUCCUCCAACUCCCCCCUCACAUCUCCCUCCACCCCCUCGCAGCCCAUCCACGGCUGGACGCUUAUCUUCCCCGCCGGCUGGGGCAUGGCCUUCCUCCCCUCCCUCGUGCAUACGGGCACGCGCGUCGCUGGCCAGCGCGAGCGCGCCAGCCAGUCCUUCGAGGCCGGCGUUCCACACUUCCCGCAGGACGUCCCCGGCGACUGGACGACGCUCGUGCAGUUCGGCAGCCACGAGAAAUGGUGGGCGACGCGCUCGAUGGAGGAGCACGCGCGGUGGGAGCGCACGCCGCCGAGUAAGCGGCCGAACUGGCUGAAGCUGGGGACGGCGAGCAUGUGGAUCCCGGAUUGGUGGCGGGUGCUGGGGAUCGAGCCGGUGUUGGAGUACCCGGGGGGUGCUAAGAAGGAGCCGGAGAAGGCACAGGAGCCGACGGAAGUGUUCGUGAGCGCGCAAAGGGAGGAAGAGGUGGUCAAUGAUGCGAAUAUGGAGGAUGCGGAAGACGCGGAAAAGCCCCCUUGGCUCCUCCGCGGGCCAGAGACGCGGCAGGUCCUGCAGCGCCUGACGUCGGUUCUGCUGCCCGCGGAGGCCCUGAAGAGCGAGAUCCUCCGUCUCCGUGGCAAGCGAGGCCUGCCGCCGCCAGGACAAGACGCCAAUGCUGACCGUAACAGCGCGACGACCAUUGCUGCAACGAUCCCUGACCCCAGAAACCCGAUCUCCACCGCCGACAUCGCGAAGGCGGACACCCUUUUACAGACAGCACUGAUACAAGUGCGCGUGCAGAUGUGCCGGCGGGGGCGCCCUGGGGACCUGGCUGCGAUCUACGCCGUCGACGAUGCGGAGCGGCGUAAUUGGGCGAGGGCGCUGGCGGAGAAGCCGAGGCAGCCCGUGGUGGAACUGCCAGAGGAUUCUGAUAGUGAUGAUGAGGCUGCGGUGGAAGGUGAAGACAGGGACAACAUCGGGUUUGUUACUACGGGAAACUACUCGCUUGCGAGGGGCGAGGGCUUCGGAUUUGGAUCCAUAGCGCUGACCGCGCUGUUGAAGUUGGAAGAGCAGAGGGUUCGGUGUGUGCUCUUGACUUUGUGCCACUUGAUGUUCAGCUAACGAAGCUCCAGCAUGUAUGAGAAGUUCUGGCUUGUGAAGGUGAAGAACAGGAACAGUGCGAUGUGCCGUGCGGCAAGGAUAGAGG
Schizophyllum commune H4-8 is the source of this 2796-nucleotide messenger RNA. Its product is annotated as POP1-domain-containing protein. Bases 66 to 2711 code for a protein of 881 amino acids. Gene Ontology annotation, biological process: tRNA 5'-leader removal. The transcript is spliced from 12 exons. Gene Ontology annotation, cellular component: nucleolar ribonuclease P complex; ribonuclease MRP complex. The record is from RefSeq and is a predicted model, not a curated record. NCBI's taxonomy places the organism in Eukaryota, Fungi, Basidiomycota, Agaricomycetes, Agaricales, Schizophyllaceae.